Messenger RNA from Phasianus colchicus (ring-necked pheasant), 4514 nucleotides. RefSeq names its product solute carrier family 12 member 4 (gene SLC12A4). Gene Ontology annotation, molecular function: potassium:chloride symporter activity. Lineage: Eukaryota; Metazoa; Chordata; Aves; Galliformes; Phasianidae. The record is from RefSeq and is a predicted model, not a curated record. Gene Ontology annotation, biological process: cell volume homeostasis; chemical synaptic transmission; chloride ion homeostasis. Gene Ontology annotation, cellular component: plasma membrane.
AUUAUUCUCUGUUACAGAAUAUGUAGCUCUCUCUUUAUGAAAUGUUCCUUGCAAAACAAUCUUGCAUCAUGAAAACUAGCACUGCAUAGCUACCGUCCAAGACCAAAGGCUCAGUAAUUAAGAAUGUGGAAAACAGUACCUGUGUCACGAGAUGGUGCUUGUCCAGGAGACUUCAUGCUUCAGAGUGUGAGCUAUCCUCAUGUGAAGCUGGGGCAAGAAUUCCCUGGGGUGUCUUUCCGAGGUCACCUCCGCUCUCUUCCAAAACUAACGGAGAUAACGAGCUCUUCCCAUGCAAGUCAUGGCAACCAUAAAGAAAACAGCCCUUUCCUCAACAGUUCAGAAGCCAACAAAGGAGGUGAUUACUAUGACAAAAAUCUGGCCUUGUUUGAGGAAGAACUUGAUAUACGACCAAAAGUGUCAUCUCUGCUUGGCAAGCUGGUCAACUACACUAAUCUUACCCAAGGUGUUAAGGAACAUGAAGAAGCAGAAAACACUGAUGGUUCCAAGAAGAAAGUAUCAAAAUCACCCAGCAUGGGCACCCUGAUGGGAGUGUAUUUACCUUGCAUGCAGAACAUCUUUGGGGUUAUUCUCUUCCUUCGGCUGACUUGGAUGGUAGGAAUGGCUGGUGUUCUUCAGUCCUUCCUGAUUGUAUUACUCUGCUGCUGCUGUACUAUGCUGACAACCAUAUCAAUGAGUGCUAUUGCUACAAACGGUGUUGUUCCAGCUGGUGGCUCCUAUUUCAUGAUAUCCAGGUCAUUAGGCCCAGAGUUUGGUGGAGCUGUAGGGCUGUGCUUUUAUUUGGGAACAACAUUUGCAGGAGCGAUGUACAUUCUUGGUGCCAUUGAGAUUUUAUUGACAUAUAUUGUGCCACAAGCAGCAAUUUUUUAUCCAUCCGGUGCCCAUGAUGCAUCCAGUGCUAUGCUAAACAACAUGAGGGUGUAUGGAACUGUAUUCCUCAUCUUAAUGGCAGUGGUGGUCUUUGUAGGUGUGAAAUAUGUUAACAAAUUUGCUUCCCUCUUCUUGGCCUGCGUAGUAAUAUCCAUAUUAUCCAUUUAUGCUGGAGCUAUCAAGUCCAUCUUUGAUCCACCUGAAUUUCCAAUUUGCAUGUUGGGCAACAGGACUUUGAUCAGAGAUCAGUUUGAUGUUUGUGCCAAAACCAUAGUUAAGGAUAAUAUCACCGUGGCUUCUAAGCUUUGGGAGAACUUCUGCCACAAUACAAACUUAACCACUGAGAACUGUGAUGAAUACUUCCUACUGAACAAUGUUACAGAGAUAGCAGGCAUUCCAGGAGCUGCUAGUGGCAUUUUAAAAGACAACUUAUGGAGCAAUUAUUUGGAGAAAGGAGAGAUACUGGAGAAAGCACAUCACCCCUCUGUUGAUGUAGCAGGCCAGAAGAGCAGUUUUCAUCUGUAUGUGCUUUCAGAUAUAUCUACUUCAUUCAUGGUGCUGGUUGGCAUCUUCUUCCCAUCAGUGACAGGCAUCAUGGCUGGUUCAAACAGAUCAGGGGACCUCAAAGAUGCACAAAAAUCCAUUCCUGUUGGAACGAUUCUUGCUAUCGUCACCACAUCAUUAGUCUACUUCAGUUGUGUGUUGUUAUUUGGAGCCUGCAUAGAAGGUGUAGUCCUAAGAGAUAAGUACGGCGAUGCAGUGAACAAGAACUUAGUGGUGGGCACCCUUUCAUGGCCCUCUCCGUGGGUCAUUGUGAUCGGGUCCUUCUUUUCCACCUGUGGAGCAGGUCUGCAGAGCCUUACCGGAGCCCCCCGGUUGCUGCAGGCAAUAGCAAAGGACAACAUUAUUCCUUUCCUCUGGGUUUUUGGUCAUGGCAAAGCAAACGGCGAACCAACAUGGGCUCUUCUAUUAACAGCAUUAAUUGCUGAGCUGGGAAUUCUUAUUGCUUCCCUUGACAUGGUGGCUCCCAUUCUCUCAAUGUUUUUCUUGAUGUGUUACCUCUUUGUUAAUCUAGCAUGUGCAGUACAAACGCUUCUUAGAACUCCAAACUGGCGGCCCCGAUUUAAAUACUAUCACUGGGCGCUCUCAUUUUUAGGCAUGAGUAUUUGCCUGGCACUGAUGUUCAUUUCAUCUUGGUAUUAUGCUUUGGUAGCUAUGCUAAUUGCAGGAAUGAUUUACAAGUACAUUGAAUAUCAAGGUGCAGAGAAGGAAUGGGGUGAUGGUAUCCGGGGUCUUUCACUCAGUGCUGCAAGAUAUGCCUUACUCAGACUGGAGGAGGGUCCUCCACACACAAAGAACUGGAGACCUCAGUUGCUGGUGCUUUUGAAACUUGAUGAAGACUUGCAUGUAAAAUACCCAAGAUUGUUAACGUUUGCAUCCCAGCUGAAAGCUGGCAAAGGUUUGACUAUUAUAGGAUCAGUCAUCCAAGGGAACUUCUUGGAAACUUAUGGAGAAGCCCAGGCUGCUGAACAGACUAUUAAAAAUAUGAUGGACAUUGAAAAGGUGAAAGGAUUCUGUCAAGUAGUUGUAGCCAAUAAAGUUCGGGAAGGAAUUGCCCACUUGAUCCAGUCCUGUGGGCUCGGUGGCAUGAAACAUAAUACUGUGGUUUUGGGAUGGCCGUAUGGAUGGAGGCAAAGUGAAGAUCCAAGGUCAUGGAAGACGUUUAUAGGUACUGUUCGUUGCACAACUGCAGCCCAUCUGGCUCUGCUGGUUCCCAAAAAUGUGUCUUUCUAUCCCAGCAACCAUGAGCGUUACAAUGAAGGCAACAUUGAUGUGUGGUGGAUUGUGCAUGAUGGAGGCAUGUUGAUGCUUCUUCCUUUUCUACUCAAACAGCACAAAGUUUGGAGAAAAUGCAAGAUGAGAAUUUUUACUGUGGCUCAGAUGGAUGACAACAGCAUCCAGAUGAAGAAGGAUUUGGCUACUUUCCUCUACCAACUCCGAAUAGAGGCAGAGGUAGAAGUGGUGGAAAUGCAAAAUAGUGAUAUUUCAGCAUAUACUUAUGAGAGAACUCUUAUGAUGGAGCAGAGGUCUCAGAUGCUGAGGCAAAUGAGGCUGACAAAAACAGAGCGGGAAAGGGAGGCUCAGCUUGUAAAGGACAGACAUUCAAUAGCACGUCUGGAAAGCUUGUACUCAGAUGAAGAAGAUGAGGGGGACACUAUGCCUGAGAACAUUCAGAUGACCUGGACGAAAGAGAAAUGUGAUGCUGAGAAGCGGAACCGAGGCAGUGCUGUGGGAAGCUUUAGAGAUCUCAUCAGCAUUAAACCGAACCAAUCUAAUGUCCGAAGGAUGCACACAGCAGUGAAGCUGAAUGAAGUCAUUGUUAAUAGAUCCCAUGAUGCCAGACUCGUUCUCCUUAAUAUGCCUGGUCCUCCGAAGAACACUGAUGGUGAUGAGAACUACAUGGAGUUUCUUGAAGUUUUGACUGAGGGUCUGGAGAGAGUAUUACUUGUCCGAGGAGGUGGCCGAGAAGUCAUCACAAUUUACUCCUGAUUUAGUGCAAAUUUCUAAUGCUGGCCUACAUUUACCUUAUUGGUGAUAACGGACAUUCCAGUUUUAAUGGGAGAAGAAAAAAAGGUUUUUCUGCCUAACUUUCUCCUCAUCCAGUUCUCUUCAUUGUCUUUCCGUUUGCAACAUACAUAUCUUUUGGGGUUAAAGUGUUGGUACACCAUCCAAUUAGCAACAUAAUUUAAUUGUGAAGCUGCCACAUUAUUCAGUUUCUGCUUUGAUACUCCAGCAUUUGUGCAUGUAGUUUUACCAUUAAACCUAUUUUUGGACAACACUGCCAUGUGCAGUAUUUUUAGUAACUGUAUGUAAAGUUAGGACAUGAAAGCCAGUUACUGUAAAAAGAUUUUAAAAGCUUUUUAUAUUAGGUUUGGGGAAUAGAAUAACAUUAUAUAGCAGCUAGUUUCUGCUGAAGUUCAGCUAUAAAGCAUUUUCUAAGAGCACACUAAAUUGUAAGAGAACUGAAAAAGCUUUUUUUUUUUUUUUCUGGGUUUAUUUCCAGAACUAAACUCUCAGUAUUGGAUAAGAAUUUAUACUUUUAAUACAUUUAUUGAUAGAGAUUUAAAUAAAUUAUGUUGAUAUAGUUGGAAUUAUGUAUGUAGCUUGCUACAAAUUGUGUUGCUUCUGAGACUUGAGGUUCUGUGAGGCCAGAUCCCUAUUUAUUUUUGUAUUUAUUUGUCAGAAAUAAUGGAUACCCAAGGCUGCUUAGGAAUACAGAGAUCUCAUAAAUUUUGAAUCAUCAGUUGAUUGAAGGACCAGUCCUGUGCAGUUCCUCCAUGCUUUAAGUUUCUUGCAGGCCAUCCGUCAAAGUACAUUGAACAUGUUGGAGUCCCGUGUGCAGAGCCAAGUGCUGUGCUACAUGCACAGUGAUGGGAUUGCAUUUGCACAAGUACAAGGGACCUGCUGCUUCAUUGUGUGCUUUAUGUUCUUAGAGGAAAAAGGAAGAAAAGAUGACCUUUAUAAACCAAUAAGUCUCUGGAGAUUUUGUCAAGCCCAUUGAGUUGUACUUUAUGUACAGAACAUUCGUAUUUUUUCAAUAAAAUGUUGCAUAUACUUUGAACCUA